AUGGCCUCUACACUGACGCUCGCUUCUGCUCCCUCAGCCGACGCCCCGGCACCGCCAUGGCAUGCGGCUUACCCAGCGCCGAGGAAUCCGCAGCCGGAAGUAAUAACUCGCGAGGAAGUCCUGGCAAUGAUGAAAGGCCCAGAAUCUGCUGGUAAAGAUUUUAUUCUCGUCGAUCUUGGGCGGGCCGACCACGAGGGUGGAACGAUUCGAGGGUCGAUUAACCUUCCCGCGCAGAGCCUGUACCCGACAAUCCCUGCACUUUACAGCAUGUUCAAAGCAGCCGGCCUUCGAAAGGUCAUCUGGUACUGCUCCUCUUCGCGCGGGCGUGGCACCAGGGCUGCCGGCUGGUUCGCCGAUUACAUUGCCGACCGUGAGUGCACUGACAUGCAGAGCUUGGUUUUGUUCGAGGGGAUAAAGGGUUGGGCGAAGGCAGGUGAAGAAUUCGUAGAAUGGAUGGAUGAGUACAGCAAGGAGACCUGGCAGCAGAGUGUCGCCAUGGACACCGGCCACGGCGACUUGAACAACCGAUAUGCCGCCCGGGAGACGGUGGAAAUCGUAGUAGACUCUGAAUUCCGCAACGUCUCCUUCGCCAUCGCGGAGGAUGAAGAUGAUGCGGAAAUUCGGAAUCGCUACCGUCCAUUCUUGCUCAGCGAUAGGCAUGCCGCCGACGAUUGGAUCACUUCUCUUGAACUCAGCACGGCCUUGAAGAUGGUAAAGAAUGAAAUCUUAGACAAGGGAGAGGAUCGGCUGCGUAUCCUCGUCCUCUAUGGCAGCCUCCGGACUAGAUCGUAUUCGCGUUUAUUAGCCUACGAAGCUGCGCGUAUCCUAUUCCGUCUCGGCUGCGACGUCCGGGUUUACGAUCCCAGUGGUCUACCCCAGAAGGAUGACGUCCAACAUUUGCACGACAAAGUUCAAGAGCUCAGGGAACUAAGCAAGUGGAGCGACGGCCACGUUUGGGUCAGCCCAGAGCAACACGGGAACUUGACUGGCAUCUUUAAGCAGCAAAUCGACUGGAUCCCUUUAUCAAGCGGCUCCGUCCGCCCAACGCAAGGCCGGACCCUUGCCAUCGCGCAGGUUAGCGGGGGUUCUCAGUCCUUUAACGCGGUGAACUCGCUUAGGAUCCUAGGACGAUGGAUGCGCAUGUUUACUAUCCCAAACCAGAGUUCCGUGCCCAAGGCUUACACGCAGUUCACUUCCGACGAGGAGGGCAGCCGCAUGAUGCCGAGCUCUAACCGCGAGAGGCUUGUCGACUGUAUGGAGGAGCUGGUGAAGUAUACUAUUGUUAUGAGGCCGCACUUUGCUUUGUUUGGCGAUAGAUAUAGUGAGCGGGAGGAGCGCAGGGGCAAGAUUGAGAAGCCUCGCUGCCAAUUUUGCGGCAUACAUUUCCUUAUCGGCCGCCACAGAAAACCCGAUGAGCCCCGUUCUGCUGCGUGGAGUGGAACUGAUCGCACCCAAUUUCCAAUUGACUAUGGUACGAGCAUCCCGUUGAAGCCCAGUGAACGGGAAAAGAAACAUGAGGCCAUGACUGCCAAGCUAAUUAUCGUUGGUCAUUCACUAGGAGAAGCAUGCGAUGAGACGACUGGGUGUCGUCUCGUAUACCGUGGUGAUAUCUGGAACAGUGAUCACGACCAGAAUCUCUACAAGGACGACCCGGACCGGGUCGAGGAAUCCACGGAUGAAACAUACCAGCCGCCAUCGGGCUCAGAGAGCGGUGACGACCCUCUCGAAUAUGACUCCGACGUAUCGGAUGAUUGCUCCUCUCCCCUUAAUGCCGAUUCUGAAGGAGACAGCGAGAUCGAGGCCGGCGAUGAGCAACCGUGGACAUUCACCGUAUCCGGUCCAGCCUCUCCUACUCACGACACUGACUUCCUACCCCUGAAUGAGGCAAAAAAGGGACUGACCUCCCUGAACCGUAUUGUCGAGGGUCCCCGACUGCUGUUUGAACAUAUCUCCGGCCCCGGAUGCAAUUCUCAGCUAUGCUACUCUGGCUACCAAAUCUCGGCAGAGGAAAUGCGGGGCUGCAUGACCAUUCAAGCUCUUGUUUUAAAGGCGAAUGACUGGGCCCCCGAAGAAGACGACUUUGACUUCGAGUCGAAGUCUCGAUAUCGUCUCACUGGCCUAGCUUCAAUGACUGGGGGCAUUUUUGGGAGGAUAACUUUCGGCCCUCGGCGGCACGGAGUCGAAAGUCGUGAUAGCUUAAACGGUGUUAUUUCCUCCAUGAGUUAUCCUUUGAGUUGGCUGGUACAUCUUAAUCUUCGUCUUAGCCCUCUGUUCCCGCCGGCAGAUCCCGAUGACAUUACCUUUCCCUUCCACCCAACCUGUUUCGAACUCUUUCGCCAAGUAUCCCUGAAGGUCCUUGGUCAAUUCGAUAUCGGCGGCUUGAUUCUUCUGCACAAGAUGAUAGACUAUGGAAUGUGGAAAGACAUGCUGGGUAGGAUUCACCCUACGACGUGGCCUUGCUUGAAAGGCUCCGAGCAUCUCGCCGCUAAUCCGAUCUUGAUUCCACCUAUGAUGCCCAUUAUCGCCGCAGCACGUUUAACCACCCACGGGUCUCUCAAGAUGGAUGUGGAUGACAGUCCGUUCCCGUCCAAAAGAGGUGGCAAGGAUGAAACCGAGGGAGAGAGCGAGAGUCAGAGGGGGGCUACCAGCAAGUCAGGCACAGAUAUAUUUUUCAAACUUCCGCAGGAGCUCAUCCAUGAAAUUGUGGGCCAUCUCGGGUCAAAGGAUAUCGCGUCACUGAGACUCGCCUCCCGCGCGUUUACCCACAUCCCCAUCUUUCUUUGGCACAGGCUCGUUGUCGAAGAGAUGCCCUGGCUUUACGAAGCUUGGUCGACCACGGUGACCCCUUAUCCGUGGGUGACGAAUGACGCCGUGGAGCAAGUCCAGCUCGAAGAGAUUCGGCGCAGGGCAUCCGUCAACUAUUCCGCUGAGAACAGGUCUCGGGCAGAAGCCGUCCGCCAGGAGAUGCCGGAAAUUUUCGAUGAGUGGUACGCUGACUACAUCGACUUCGAGUGGAGAGGACUGGAGAAGUCGGCGGAGGAAAGGGAAACGGAGAAACUCUGGCCAAUGGCUCUACCCGUUGCUGGGACAAACUGGUACGUGUUGUACAGAGAGUUUACCGCGAAUUGGGACAAGUUGAAGGGGUUGCAGAAUCGGAAGAGGAUCUGGGAUGAUGUGGUGGAGAUUGUCAAGCGGAUUAGAGAUAUUCGGGACCGCGAAUAA
Scedosporium apiospermum is the source of this 3222-nucleotide messenger RNA. RefSeq lists its product as uncharacterized. Lineage: Eukaryota; Fungi; Ascomycota; Sordariomycetes; Microascales; Microascaceae. The record is from RefSeq and is a predicted model, not a curated record. The coding region runs from base 1 to 3222 and encodes 1073 amino acids. Gene Ontology annotation, molecular function: oxidoreductase activity; protein binding. The transcript has 8 exons.